This is a messenger RNA of Leguminivora glycinivorella, 2906 nucleotides long. It is a transcript of the gene HBS1, whose product is annotated as protein HBS1. The transcript has 2 exons. Bases 386 to 2410 code for a protein of 674 amino acids. NCBI's taxonomy places the organism in Eukaryota, Metazoa, Arthropoda, Insecta, Lepidoptera, Tortricidae. The record is from RefSeq and is a predicted model, not a curated record. Gene Ontology annotation, molecular function: GTPase activity; GTP binding. Gene Ontology annotation, biological process: translation.
UAUACAGUAUACAGCCAAAUUAAUAUGAUUAAGAAAAUCAAUCCAUAAUACAAUUAAUAUUUAUUUUAUCCAGCAGAAAAAAUACGCAUGUAUAAAACUACCUUUAGCAGCCUUCGUUGUAGUGUUUCGUGUAUACCCCGUGUGCACCCGUGUGUCGUAUCGAGUCGAAAUGUAAAUGUCAACUUGAAUGAAUAUUGUCCAAAGUGUCAAAGAAUAUUACACGCAUUGUGUAAAUGUGGUUAAAAUUUGCAAUAUCAAGAAAUAUCACAAGAUGUUUCCGACUACGUAGGCUUCGUUACCUAAAUUAAUCUCUCCGGAAACCUAUGGAGUAAAAAUAACAAACAUGAGGUGUCGUUAACUAAUAUUCCAGAAUUAAAAAGAGACAAUGGCGCGCCAUAGAAACUUUAGAAAUAGGAGUUAUUCCUACGACUACGAUGACGACGAAUUUUACGGGCAUUCAGUGGAGGAAGACAGCUGUUUGUCGCCGAAUGAUUCUGCACAGUUCUUGUACGAUCGCUCCCGGAAUCAGCAAGCUAUAUCUCACUUUCUAGAAAGUCAUGCCAACAUUGAGGAGGAAACUGAAGGUGAGGCAGAUACCUCGCGGCCGUCGCUCGAGCGCAGCGAGUCACUUGACAUUCGCUCUUUAAAUCUCUCUGAGCUCGACGAAGCCAAACUUAUGUCAUGCUUAGAUGAGCUGCGAAAUGUCUUGGCUGAUACAGUACCAGAGAACAUUCUCAUGGAAGCUGCAUUAAAGCACAAUUUUGAUUGUAGUGUAGCCCUUGAUAGUAUUUUGAAUGCUAAAAAGUGUGAACAAGCACCCAAAGUAAAGGACACUCCUAAACCAGUGAUUACUGUCAAUAUUCCCAAGGCUGCUGUCAUUUCCACAAUAGAUGCACCAAAAGUAAUAACCACAAAUCUGGAGCCUAAGUCUUCAAGUGCUAUAAAGGGAUUUAAUGUAGAACAAGAGAAAACUACAAGCCAGCCUCAAACACCUCGAGAUCAAUCACCCGCAGGAGUGAGAACUUUGAAGAGUGAUGUACCCGAUGAAAAUAAAAGCUUAGGAAAAUUAAAAGAAAACAAAAUUGAUCCUAAUGUUUUGUAUUCAAAUGAAAGAGGUGCUGAUAAAGAUCAUCUGUACAUAGUAGUAAUUGGUCAUGUUGAUGCGGGUAAAUCAACUCUCAUGGGACGCUUACUCUGUGACCUGGGUGAAGUCAGUCAGAGAACCUUACACAAAUAUGAACAGGAGAGUAAAAAGAUAGGGAAGCAAAGUUUCAUGUAUGCUUGGGUGCUCGAUGAAACUGGCGAGGAAAGAAACAGAGGCAUCACAAUGGAUGUUGGCCGAGCACAAUUUGAAACUAAAACCAAAAGAAUUGUGAUUUUGGAUGCUCCAGGCCAUGCAGAUUUCAUCCCAAAUAUGAUAACUGGUGCGGGGCAAGCUGAUGUUGCCAUGCUAGUUGUUGAUGCAACUCGGGGUGAGUUUGAAUCUGGGUUUGACCUUGGGGGUCAAACUCGUGAGCAUGCCUUACUUGUGAGAUCCCUCGGAGUCAGUCAGCUGGCUGUUGCUGUAAAUAAACUUGAUACUACUAACUGGUCACAGGAGAGGUUUAAUGAAAUUUCAAAGAAACUUAAAGCAUUUUUAAAACAGGCUGGAUUUAAGGAUUCUGAUGUAACCUAUGUUCCAUGCUCAGGACUAACAGGCGAAAACUUGAUUAAACCAUCAACUGAACCAGAGUUGCUAAAAUGGUAUAAUGGCCCUUGUCUAUUAGAUGUAAUUGACAAAUUUAAUGUCCCAGAGAGGCCUGUAUCUAAACCCCUGCGCAUGUCUAUCAAUGAUAUAUUCAAAGGGACUGGCUCAGGUUUUUGUGUAGCUGGGCGGAUCGAAAAUGGUAUACUUAACAAGGGUGAUAAGGUUAUGGUAUGUCCCACAAAAGAAGUUGCCGAAGUGAAGAGUUUGGCUAUCAAUGACGUACCAAACAAUGUAGCUUUUGCUGGUGACCAAGUUAGUGUCACGUUGUCUGGGAUAGAUAUUCAAAAUGUUGCAGCUGGGUAUAUAUUGAGUGAUCCAAUCCAACAGGUGCCGAUAGCCAGUCGUUUUGAGGCAAGACUUGUAGUUUUCAAUGUGAAAGCUCCUAUAACUAAGGGAUACCCUGUGCUUUUACACCAUCAGUCUUUGGUAGAGUCUGCUCAUAUUGUAAAACUGAAGGCUCUUUUGAAUAAAAGUACAGGAGAAGUGAUUAAGAAAAAGCCUCGUUGUUUGGGGAAUAACUCGGUGGCGAUAGUGGAUAUAGAAGUGAGCAAGCCCAUUAGUAUAGAGCGCUAUAAAGACGUGAAGGAGCUGGGGCGGGUGAUGCUGCGCGUCGCCGGCGUCACCGUGGCCGCCGGCCUUGUUACUGAUGUAUUUAAUAUAUAAAAAGUUACAAACUUUCAAAUGGGGUGACUUGUAGUAAUACCUUGAUUGUUUUUAAAUUAUUAUAAUAACAUAAUUAUUCUUGGGUAGCUAAACUGUUUGAAAUUUAAAGUACCUGUAGUUCACAUUAAAGUGUUAUAGUUGCCUCCUUUUCAAAGUCACCCCAUUUUACUGUACCUAUCUUAUUAUAACACUGUGCUUAAAUUAAUUUUAUUACAAUUUUAUGCUAAUUUUUAAAUUGUUAGCUUACACCACAAACAAUUAAAAAACGUGAAUACACCUAAGGAAUUUUUAACUAUUGUAUUCAAUUGAUUUAUGGGUUCCUUUGUCUCAAUAAUAAUUUUACUGGUGAUAUCUGUCAGUAAUCGGUUUGUGGUGCUGUUGACAUUGCUGUUGAUAUCACCUUUUCAGAACUUGUUAGCUCACUGACAUACAAUUUGUGUAAAUAUUAUGUUUAAAAAAUAUAUAAACUUUAAUUUUAAAAUCCCCCUUUUUUACU